Sporothrix brasiliensis 5110 is the source of this 3642-nucleotide messenger RNA. RefSeq lists its product as uncharacterized. NCBI's taxonomy places the organism in Eukaryota, Fungi, Ascomycota, Sordariomycetes, Ophiostomatales, Ophiostomataceae. Bases 1 to 3642 code for a protein of 1213 amino acids. The transcript has 4 exons. The record is from RefSeq and is a predicted model, not a curated record.
AUGCCCGAAACCGAGUACUAUGAAAGCACGUACCGGCGUGACCGUGAGCGCGACACAGCCUACUCGUCAGACGACGAUGACCGCUACAAGAAAACUACUGUGCGCCGCUACAAGGUCGGCAGCGGUGGCGACCGUGUCGAGCGCGUCGAGCGCACGACCGAACGUCACGAAGACGACUCCAGUUCCCGCCACGGCAGGCCUGCGCGGCGCUCGUCCAAUAACCUCCUCGAUGUUGACCGCCACGAUUACGUGCCGGAGCGUCCACGGUCCGCAUUUGAAGUGACCGAGACAACACGGCGCUCCGAGCGUGACCGUGAUUACUAUGGUGGCCGUGACGGAGGGAGCCGUGUUGUCUAUGAAAAGACCAAGGAAAUUGACCGUGGCGACCGUGGCGACCGUGGCGACCGUCGCAAUGAUCGUGAGACCCGCCUCCAACGACGCACCGAUGACCAGAUUGUCGUCGAGAGUUACUCUGAAGACCGCCGGGACGAUGGGCAUGGCGGCAAUGUUGAGCGCUGGCACCGGGAAACCGAGUACUACGAACCUGCCCCGGCCGCACCACAGCCUAUUGUCAUCCGUCAAGAGGCACCGGCUCCCGCUCCCAUCAUACUUCCCCGCCAGCAACCCGGCGUCGUUGUGAUCCGUGAGAAGGACCGUGACCGGGACAGAAGGGACUCCCGCCACGAUGACGAGUACUUUUAUGAACGCCGAGAGCGUCGCGAGGUUGGACCGUUCCGGGGCGGCGAAGAAGUGGCUGUCGAGCGCUACGAGCGGCGCGAAGGCGGCCAUGGCGACGAACUCGACCGCCGCCACCAACGUCACCAUCAUCGCGAUCGUCGUGACCAUGCCUCGGACGAGGAGUACUCUGAUGAUGAUUACUACGUCAAGAAAACGACAGUGAUCCGCCGUGAAAGGUCCCCUUCCACUGACAAUCAUCACCGCCUCCAUCUUGCCGAGGGUGCCCUGGCCGGUGCAGGCCUCGGUGCCCUGAUCGGCUCGCGUCGCAACACCCAAACUGGCGAGUUGCCUGAGCACCGCGGCCGCAAAGUCCUGGCGGGUGCGGCACUGGGUGCUCUGGGCACCGAAGUCUUCAAGCGUGCGCACAGCGCGUACAACGAGCGCUUUGGCGACGACGAUGGGGACUACCGCGCUCGAUCACGCUCGCGGGGUGGUGGCACCCGGUCGCGGUCUUCCAGCCGCCACCACUCCAAGCUUAAGACGGGCCUGGGUCUGGCAGCUGCUGCACUUGCCGUGGCUGGUGCGGCCAAGUACAUCCAGUCGAACCGCAUCGACAAGGAAGAGCGCAACCGUGGCCGCAGCCUGCACCGAUACAGCAGCGGCGAGGAGGAUUAUGGCCAUGGCAACCGCUCGGUGUCGCGCACCGGAACCAAGAGCCGGUCGCACUCGGUAGCCAAGGUCGCUGCGGGCACUGCAGCCGUGGCCGGCCUGGUACAUCACUUCCGCUCCAAGUCACGCCAACGUGAAGGCAAGGCACGGUCGCACUCACGGCUGCGCACAGGUGCUGAAAUUGCCGGUGCGGCCCUUGCUGGUGCUGCGGCCAAGAAGCUUUACGACAAACACAAGGAUAAGAAGCAGCUGGAGCGCGAGCAGAAAGAGGCGGCGUACUACUCGGAUGACCCAUACUCCGAAGACGACCGCUACAGCCGCCACGGUCGAGGCUCACGGUCUCAUUCGCGCAACAGGUCAGCCGCUCCGUCUCAAUCACCACCACCUCUCUCCGGCGCCACGCGCACCCCCUACCCACCUUCAGGUGCUGACCCUGAGCUAGGACUGGUUGAGUAUGGUGACCAGCCGCUGUAUGCCGACCCGGGCGCCCCAGCGGGAGAUGGCGCCAUCGUUGGCCACCGUGGUAGCUACGACAGUGCCGCGGAUGCCAGCGAGCGCGAUGACCGACGGGCACGACGCCGCCACCGGCACCCUCACAAUGACCGUGGUGGGAACGACAGUGAUGACGCCGACGCAGAGGUCGACAGCGACCGUAAAUCGAAACGCGAACGAAGUCGAUCUCGUCUCCGCAACCUGGCCACCGCCGGUGCUGGUGCCGCGGCGGCUGCCAUCGGUAUCAAGAAGUAUAGCGACAGCAAGAGGAAGAAGGAAGAGGAGGCAAACAGGCGUGAUCGCAGAGACCACGAGAGGGAUCGUGAUCACGACCGCGAUUUCGACCGCGACCAUGAUCGGCAGCGUGACUAUGACCGUGAUGAGGAUCAGCUGACGCUCUUGACUACAGACCAUCGUGACGAUGAAGAAGCGUAUGAUGGCUACUAUGACGACUACGACAACAGUCGGCCGCCCUCGCCACCCCAUGCAUCGGGAGGUGCCUUCUAUCCGCCUGCUCCUCCCGGCGGAGCCCCAAUUGGUAACACAGGGGGGUUGAUGCAGCACUCAAAUACGGCAACUACCAACCUGAAUGAUUCCUAUGCUCCGUACAACCCCGUCGACUACAGCGGCUACCCGCCUCCACCUGGCCCGCCGCCGACACGGGGUGCUCCGGAUGUGCAGGGGGGCGCCCCGAUCCCUCAUGAAUCUUCGUCUGGCCCUGUCCCUGGGCCUGCUCCCUACCCGGCAUCAUACCCUUCCACGCCGGCUGCGAUUCCUUCCGAACCGGUGGAAAUUCCUCCAGAAGGUCCGAUUCUACCUGGUCCAGGUCCAGCAUCAGGCGCUCCUCCUCCUCCUCCCGGUCCACCACCGCCUCCCGUCGGCAACGUAUAUGAAGCACCAGGCGCCAAUGCCAAUCACAACCCUAAUGCCUCCGGUCGUGGCCGAGGCCGCAGCGACGACAGUACGAUUCUCAACUCCCGUCAGCCGGCCGCCCACGAUGGUGAUCAUGUGAGUUUUGCCGUUCCUUUGAAUACUGUAAAUGACAUUGAGGAUCUUCCUGCCAAACCGCAAGAUGCUCACGAAGAGACCAAGACCGUGGGCUUCGCCCCAUUGUCGCCUCAAUCAUCGCGUACUCUGCGUCGUCAUCACGCCGAGGUCCCGCACAGCCACCGUCGGCCGGCCGAUGACGACGAUGCCGUGGAAGAGCUGCCAGACCGCUUUGAUUCGCAGGGCCGACUUCUUGGUGGCCACAGUGUGGGAAACUCGAGCCGAUUUGGCCCCAGCUCCCGGCAUGGUGACUUUGAGUACCGUAACCCUGAUGGACGGCCAGAUGGGUGGCAUGCACGUGGCCAAUGGGGCAUCAUCAGUAACAAUCAUGAGGGCGGUGUGGACACGUUGGCCGAUGCUGUACGGGGCAUUCUUGAUGGUAUAGGUGCCGCAAGCAGUGGUAGUGGCAGGAGUGGCCAGCCUGGUCUCCUUGGGCUGGUUGGAGGCGUUCUUGAGGGCUUAUCACAUGGCCAUGAAGGUGGUUCAAGCCAAGCCUUGGCGGACCGUGAUGAUGAACGGUCAGACGACGACGAUGGGAAAAAACGCAAGCGACGAAAUACGUAUGCGGGCAAGGGGGCGCGAGACAGUAACCAGGACGGGGACAGUGCUCGAGACGGCCACAGAAAUGACCGACACCGAGAGCGAGACCGCGAUCGGGCGACAAACCUCGAGUACCUAGGCAAUGGCUUCGCGUUUGAUCGAGAUGGCUAUGACGGCAACGAUGCUCGGAAGCGACGACGGAGUUGGGCAAACUGA